Messenger RNA from Kockovaella imperatae, 1050 nucleotides. RefSeq lists its product as hypothetical. Gene Ontology annotation, molecular function: adenosine deaminase activity. The record is from RefSeq and is a predicted model, not a curated record. The transcript has 3 exons. The coding region runs from base 1 to 1050 and encodes 349 amino acids. Gene Ontology annotation, biological process: adenosine catabolic process; inosine biosynthetic process. NCBI's taxonomy places the organism in Eukaryota, Fungi, Basidiomycota, Tremellomycetes, Tremellales, Cuniculitremaceae.
AUGCCCGAUGUACAGUUCUGCAGGCGACUACCAAAGGUCGAGCUUCACGCUCAUCUAACCGGCUCUAUCACUCGACCAAUCUUGCAGCAGAUAUGGGAGCAGAGAGUAGCGGAGUCGCCAGACUUUGCCAGCGUGGUCGCAGAACCUCGGCUCGCGCUUGCAGAUGCGAAGACGGGUCAGAGCAUAGGAUCCUUCUUUGCUCAUUUCAACCUGUAUAUAUAUCAUCUGGUCUCGACCAUCCCAUCGCUGCAAUUCGCAACGCGUGCUGUCCUGGAGCAGUUCCAAACCGAUGGCGUGGCCUACCUUGAGCUCCGGACGACGCCGCGUGCAAUGGGAUCCAACACGUCAGAGGACUAUGUCCGAUCAAUAUUGUCCGUUAUCAAGGAUUGGAACACUACACAGGCUAUGACCACUCGACUCAUUCUCUCGAUCGAUCAAGCCAAGCAUGAUGCGGAAAAGGCUAUGAGUAUCGUUGAGAUGGCCCUUGGCUUGCGGGCGGACGGCGAGCCAGUCGUUGGAGUGGAUCUAUGCGGAGACCCGCACAAGCCAGUCGACCGCAGUAUCUUCAGAAACGCUUUCAACAAGGCCGCAGCGCAUGACCUAGGCAUCACUGUGCACUUUGCAGAGGUCCCUGAGAGCUCAACACGAGAGAUACUGGAAGAGCAGUUGAGUUGGCGUCCACAGCGGCUCGGACACGUCAUACAUGUCCCGGAGGCCCUCCGACGAGACAUACAGCGGCAUGGCAUCGGUGUUGAACUAUGCCUGACUUGCAACGUGGUCGCCGGCAUGUUGCCUAGUGACGGAAGCUUCUCCGAUCACCACUUCCGGCAAUGGUGGGGCGGUUCAAGUCCAGUCAGUCUUGGAACGGAUGACGUGGGAGUGUUCGGUAGCCUUCACAGCGAGGAGCAUCUACUCGCUUCGCAGUACUUUCAACUGGAUCGGAAGGACCUGAUCGAACUCUCCCGACAAGCGAUCAGGAUGGCUUUCUGUGAACCAGAGAUCAAGGCAUCUAUCGAGGAGAAGCUGCAAAGUUUUGCAAUCAUCAAUUAG